CGAAAGCGAACAGCGUUUCUCUAUUUUAGAAAGAUCACCGUUGGCGGUUACCCGCGUCAACUUUGUGCGUCCUCACCUCUCGUCCCAAAGGAAUUCAUGCUCGGAAUAAAUAGUUAACGGGUACUGCUCCAUCGCACUUGAGGAAUGGCCGAACCAUCCGUUGCCUCAUUUCCCAAGUUCCUGCGAACGACCACCAUGGCGUCGUUUCUAAGUGGUGAGAAGUCGGCCAGCGCAACCAGCCCAGCGCGGCCAGAGGACACGGCGGUGCUCAUGCGUGGUGGUCGCGGCCGGGGUCGCAGGAUGCGCGUCAUCUCCAAGUCCAAGCUGCCUCGCAUGAACAACAGCGAGCGUGGCAAGUUCUACCGGCAAAAGUAUCGCGAGUACGAGGACCAGCUGGAUCGAGACGUGCAGCGUCUGCAAGACGAGGUGAACGAGCUGCAGCGAUUGCUAGAGCUACGCCAGAUUCUACCGCACCAAUAUCCACGCAUUAGUAUCGAUGAAGUGCGAGCAGCUAUCCAAGUUGUGUACGGAGGUUUGAUUCGACUCCACGAGCGUUGGGUAUCAGAAUCGCCUACUGCUAACCUGGUGGCCAUGGACUCCGACGAGCUUCGAUCGGCAGAACACACCUUGGAGCAAUUGCAGGUCUAUCCGUCGCAAUCUGAGCGCUUUAUCGCGCAGCACCAGAACAGCUCGGCCCCACUGGUGUUCAAGCUGGAAUCGAUCAAGAUCCAAGGCAGCAGUGACAGCAGAAUCGUUGCAGCCCACGGUCAUCUAUAUGUUCAGUAUCAGCCGGCUGACCUCGAAAUGCUCUUCCCCGUCGUCCGGCAUAACAAACACCUCGCUGCUCGGCUCCUGGCUAAAGAAGUCGCUUAUGAUUGCACCUACCAUUUCCACACUUCGGCUCCGUAUCGUGCUAGUGAACUAGCGUUUGUUAGUGUCGACGUGGAUGCCGUUGGCGGACUGUUGGCUAUGAUCCCCAGCCUUCAGUGCGUCCAAGCACUGCUCAGUCCAGAUUGCUCUGGGAUGAUGACUGAGGAAGUCACCGCGGGAUCGAGAAUUAAUAGCACCAAUCGCUAUGAACGUUCCCCAGCUCUUCUAGCAGCAGCUAUCCGUGCGGUAGACGAACAAGAGUAUUCUUCGUCGCCCUCACCGCCCCGACCCAUGGCCCUUGCCUUCAUCUUGAGCUAACUUGACCACUUUAAUAGAUUUUUUGAAACUGUUUCA
This is a messenger RNA of Phytophthora nicotianae INRA-310, 1224 nucleotides long. RefSeq lists its product as hypothetical. Bases 145 to 1188 code for a protein of 347 amino acids. The record is from RefSeq and is a predicted model, not a curated record. NCBI's taxonomy places the organism in Eukaryota, Oomycota, Peronosporomycetes, Peronosporales, Peronosporaceae. The transcript has a single exon.